Messenger RNA from Caenorhabditis remanei, 381 nucleotides. RefSeq lists its product as uncharacterized. The record is from RefSeq and is a predicted model, not a curated record. Bases 1 to 381 code for a protein of 126 amino acids. Lineage: Eukaryota; Metazoa; Nematoda; Chromadorea; Rhabditida; Rhabditidae. The transcript is spliced from 2 exons.
AUGCCAUCUCACUCUCCUUAUUCUCCUUCUGAGACUUAUCGCAUUGCCAACAGCUACAAAACUCGAGUUAUGAAGUUGGACACUAGAAGGGUUCUUUUGGAAACUCAAGCGGCAGUUCUUGACUUACAAAUAACCGAACAACAAGCACUGUGUGCUGUUCUUAAAAACGUUGAUCAGGAAAGAUAUGUCAUAUUCGUCCGCUCAUUGAAAUAUUUGAGAGAAAUGGAGAAAGGAGUCAAGGAGGAACUCAAAAAUUUGAGACUUCAACUCGGUCAUCAGUGUGAAAUUCUUAAAAGAAGAAUCUCUAUGGUUAAAGAAAAGAAAGGAGUCUUCCCACUUUCAAACAUCUUCAAUAGAGCUGAAUUCAAUAAGGAAAAAUGA